UAGUGAGGUACUUAAUCGAAUAAAACCGAUAAUUUCUCAUGAACUCAAUAUUUUCGGGAAAAUUCAGUAAGUUUUCGUUCAAUACUGUAUAGACACUUAUAAAUAAAUAGUCUUUAAAGUAUGUUAUAUUAAAAUAUGUCACUGAUAUCUAAUAACCAAAAUUAAAGAUUGAACGCAGCAUUAGAAGCAACAGGUUUCAAAAAUUAUUGAUUUUUUGGCAAAAGGUUAGCUUGUGUACACUCGCCGACAAGAUGUACCGAAUAUCUGUGUUACUUGGAUGGUACUUAUUUAUAGGAUUUUAUGGGAUUUGUAAAAGUGUUGCUGAACAAACUCCAGUGACUUUUACAUUUAAAGAAUAUCAGUAUAAAGAUUCCCCUAAAAACGAAAUGACAUUUCGGGAGUUCGAAACCGCUUGUGAACAGAGCAGUGCCUGUAGCCACAUGACCGGCCUUGCUCGAACACGUUGCGUGAGGGAGUGUGUCUCCCCUUCGUGUUACAGGGAACUUUAUCAAAUAGAUCCGCUUGAAGAUGGUGAAAUAGACGUGCGAUUGAACUCUUUCAAAGGUUGCUUCAUUCAAAGAAGUGGCAGAACUAGAAACUGAUUUAAUCAUAGCGUCGUCUCUUCUUUAAUCUUGAUCUCUAAUAAAAUUAGAAAGAUACGUAACAAGAUACGAUUUCUAUUAACACUCAUCUAUGGCUUUAUCACUCAGAGGAAAACUUUCAUAAAUUACGUAGCAGAACACAUAAUGUAAGCAAUAAAAUAUUUCGAAUUUAGCCCCAAAAUAAUUUGCUUGAACUUUCAUGAAGAAAAAAGAAAGGUUGUCAACAAUGUUCUUCGUAUGAAUUAUGGAACUAUAUAUAAUGUAUUGUGUUUUAAUGACGAAUGACGACGAGUAUUAAGAGGCACUUUUUGAAUAAUUGUAGAUCAUGUUUUUUUUAUAACUAUAAUAAAAGAAACACUUCUUUUA
Cydia pomonella (codling moth) is the source of this 968-nucleotide messenger RNA. RefSeq lists its product as uncharacterized. NCBI's taxonomy places the organism in Eukaryota, Metazoa, Arthropoda, Insecta, Lepidoptera, Tortricidae. The transcript is spliced from 4 exons. The record is from RefSeq and is a predicted model, not a curated record. Bases 252 to 602 code for a protein of 116 amino acids.